Mugil cephalus (flathead mullet) is the source of this 1065-nucleotide messenger RNA. RefSeq names its product trafficking protein particle complex subunit 6B, like (gene trappc6bl). NCBI's taxonomy places the organism in Eukaryota, Metazoa, Chordata, Actinopteri, Mugiliformes, Mugilidae. The transcript is spliced from 7 exons. The record is from RefSeq and is a predicted model, not a curated record. The coding region runs from base 195 to 686 and encodes 163 amino acids. Gene Ontology annotation, biological process: endoplasmic reticulum to Golgi vesicle-mediated transport; regulation of GTPase activity. Gene Ontology annotation, cellular component: cis-Golgi network; trans-Golgi network; TRAPP complex.
CGUCGUCAGAGGAUUUAUUUGAAUGUCAUAAAUUGCUGUGGGUCGUUUAAUCUACAUACUCUCCUCCCGUUUGCUACCCUGAGUGGGCAACUCGGUUCUAACUCCGCCUUCGUGAAAUUUAAGGAAUGCCCUGGCGUUAAUAUCGAGUGUGACCCAAGCUGAUAUAUACUGUAGCACACGAUAUUUUGACAGAAAUGGCAGACGAGUCCUUGUUCGAGUUUCUCCAUAUGGAGAUAGUGUCUCAUGUUUACAGGGAGCAGCAAUCCACUAAAGGAGAGAUGGACAACAAGGACAGAGCUGUCUGUGUGUCUGUUUUGGAAAGUAUGGGCUUCAGGGUGGGACAAGGACUUAUUGAGAGAUUGACCCGGGACUCCCCCAGCUUUAAGGAUGAGUUGGAUGUAAUGAAGUUCGUCUGUAAAGACUUUUGGACAAAAGUGUUCAGGAGGCAGGUCGACAACCUCAGAACUAACCAUCAGGGUACCUAUGUUCUUCAGGAUAACAAGUUUGCUCUGCUGACUCAGCUCUCCAGUGGAAAGCAAUACCUGGAUCAGGCUCCUAAGUAUCUGGCGUUUUCAUGUGGUGUGGUGAGAGGAGCUUUAUCUAACCUUGGUCUGGAUAGUGUGGUGACAGCUGAGGUCUCCGUCAUGCCAUCCUGUAAAUUUCAAGUUGUCAUCCAGAAGCUGUGACCUGAUCCUCAUCUCCCUCCUCACUAUCCCUGGUUGUCCCAAAACAGAGGACAUAUGUCCCUGCUCUCUGACUGAGCAGUGCAUGUACAGAAGGAAUUGAACACCAGAGCGGUUAGCCAGAGCUACCCUUUCUUUGUGUGGUAUUCUGACGUAAAAAAAAAAGGAUUUGUUAUUCACGUUGUGCAUCUUGAUUUGUAAGACCGCAGAGGUUAGCUCAUUUGAGCUGACUAAUGUAAGAUGUUCCCAAGUUUUAUUUGAACUGAAUAAGUGGAGUCCGGCCCUGAUUGACAUCACUCCUAACUUUGGAGAGCAGUGCUGAAGGGUCAGUGGAUGUGAUUACAGAAAUGUGACUCCAUAUUAAAUCACAAGGUUUAAGUAA